CUGGCCCGGGCCUGGGCCCAGUGGCAGUCCAUAGUUAGUAGAAAGUGCCUGCCGCAGUGCGGCCUCAUCAUGAUGUGGAUGUCUGAGAUCCAGGCCUUGGAAUUAUGGGUUCCUGCAUAGCUACCCGUAGGUACAUACCGUGAUCCAUACUGUAGUACUACCCCCGUAGUUGGUACAAGCUGGUACCUACCUACGGUACAGUACCUGCCGUACCGUACCGUAGGUAGGUACCUACGGUACGGUACUUCGAUACCUACGGUAUCAUACUAUGUGGGGAAGAAAAUGCUCUCACAAGUAAAAUCUAGAGUAACAUCUUUUCUCUUUCAGCUCAUCUUAAAUCGUCUCCUUGGCCGCGUGCUAAAGAAAAAACUUCAGGAGAUUGACGUCCAUGACGGAAUUGUAACAUGCAAUAAUGUAGCACUGGAUGAAAAGGCGGUGGGCGCGCUCUUAUUACAGUGAGAUGCAAUGUACAAAGUCAGAUUUACGAGUAGCGUUGUACCUGUCCUAGGCCUGGCUGGACGAUCACAAAUUGCGUGGUGUUGCACGUUGUGCGGCAUGCAGAGUCUAGUGAUUUAGCUGCGGAGAUUGUUGCACGUAGUAUCAUUGCAGGAACUUGUUGCCACAAGCUUAAUAUCGAUGCAUCGAGAUGGCUGUGUACUCAGACUCAAAGGUGUUCAUGUGGAAGCAUCUACGUCGGACCGGUGUUUCAUUGGUAGCUUUCAACUGAUUCUGAGUCCGUGCAGGAUUGGACCUGGGGGGGCUCGCAAGAUGGAUGCCUCCAAAUCCAAAGGCGUAGCCAGCAGGGACGUAUGCUGUGUGGCUGCUAACUUGCAGAAUGCCCUGGUGCGAUGGGUUAUGCAGGGGGCGCAGCGAACCUUGGUGGAUGUAUCAGGCAUAACGGUGGCAAUAGAAAAUUCCAAAAUACCUAUAUUGCGCUUCAAACUGGCAGAGCUUAAGCUCCACACGUGCACUGAAAGCAGAAGAUCUGCGCUGAGCUGGGGUCGGCUCUCAGUAUCAGUCGGCAAUGAUGUUGGCCUCUCUGAACUCGAAAGUGGGCACGCUAUGAUUCGUGAAUUGGCAGAGUCUUUUGACAUUGACAUCCAUAUCACGUCGCCAAGCUUUCGUGCACCACUGGUUGCCGACAUGUCAUUUGGGACUCUGCUCCAUACCUCCCAAGGUCAAAACCAACAUGCUUAUCAAAGUAGAGGAGUAAUCAAUACACGUCAUUCCGAUGUUACUUGCUCUGGGAAGGACACUCGAAAAGUGAUUCAAAGCACAAUGUAUCGCUCGUUGACUGGUACAAGCACCAAGAAUGCAAGUAGUGUUUUUGAAUGCGAUGGUUCUUUCUGCAAAUGCCAGCCGCCUCAGCUGAAGAUCCCGAAGCUUAGGCAGACUACUGUACGCGUGACAAUUUUGGGCAACGUCAAAGUCAUAAUAAACGAUAACGCCGAAACAGCGACCCUGGGUCUUUUUAAACUGCGUUUCGUCGGCACCUCUUUGUCAUUUGUUGGAAAAGCCGCCAGUGUCAACUUGAGAGCUCGAGCUGCGCACGGGAUGCUCAUCAGCUUAAGUCUGUGUAUUGAACUAGCUGUAGAUGUCAAAGAGUGGACAGCAAGCAUGUUGAGAUGCGCAUUCUUGAGCUCUGAUGCGACAAUCUUUGCUCGCUGGAGAGCUAGGUGCUUAAAUUUGCUUGACACACUGUGGCCUGGUGAUGCUCAUGACAUGAUCAACGCCACUCCGGUUUCAUGUCGAGCUGUCGUCAGCAUAGCUUCAAUGCGAGUUGCCUGGAUAUUGCGCACUGUAGAUGGCAUGUGGCACCUAACUGCCUCCCUCAGGAAGACGAAUUUGUCGAUAGUCUCGCAUUCCUCCUCGCAUGCCUCGUCCCUCUGGGCUGCUGAGCUCAAGGAAGGCUCCCUGUGGAUUAAUCAGAAUUGUAUUGCCAGUAUUGACGCAACUAACACCCAUUUAUGCCGCAUUGAAGUCCAAUCGAUUGAGUCAUGUCCUCCUUUAUCACGCCCAGCGUUGGCUGCUUAUAGAAACAAAAAUAAUCGUGAACAUGGCAGCUGUCUAUCACGCCAAGGGCAUAGCAAAAGCCCGGAACACGAAUCAAUCAUGAAGACACACUAUGUUAUUUAUAUCCCCAGCUUUUGCUGCCUUGUCUCUUGUGAUACUAUUGCUGUCACAGCGUCCACUACCCGCAAAUUUGUGGGUAACUUGGAUGACUGUGACUCCGCCAUUGUCAGCUUUGACUUGAUUUUGGGCUCUCUUGCAAUGUGUCUCCUAGAAGACACUGAAGAAGAACGGUGGGAUGCCAUAGACUGGCAACAAGGGCCUCCCAACACCCUCCUGGUGACAAUGCGAGGGAUCGCAAUCACAACAGACAACCAAGCCGCAUAUUUUAAGGUAGUGGAUGCACGCAUAGUUUACGACAAUCAAGUGGUGGUAUGCAAGCGGCGCUCAAAGAGCCCAACUCAGACUGACCAAAACAUGGUACACCAGGGGCUCAUUGUUGGUGAAUACGCCCCGGAAGGGACAGUAUCAUUGUCCAUACACGGGGCGGCAUGCCGCUUAUUGGUACCACACCGUCGCAUCAGUGUGCUUUUUGAUGCAACCCGCCUCAGGUUUGGCACCCCUUCCAGUUCUGUAGUCACAAAAUGGUUCAUUGUUUUCCUUGACACCACCUUAGAAUACAUACCUCGUGCAGUCUCAUUUCAUGACCUUCGUGCUGUGUUGACUGUCGCUGUCCUGCAAUUUUGCUCAAUGUCCGUUGUUGGCAAGUUAACCUCUUUUGCUUCUGGUUUAAUGAGGGACACAAUGAUUUUGUUGAAGAAUAAACAUGCUGGAGUAGAAAUUGAGAAUGAGGCAGAGCGCUGUAAUUAUGUACAGGCUGCAACUAUAGACGUGAUUGACGUCGUAGUGGCCGCUGAUAGCUUGAAAGCUAGAAACAUCCAUUUGUACCUGAAUGGUGACACGGCUCGUAUAUAUUGUUGCUCUGAUUCUCUACAGACGCUCAUUCACCUAUUCUUUGCUGUCAAGGAAGAAGUUGUAGAAUGGACUGCAGUUGGUGGCAGAUUGGAAGGAACUGUGACAGUAGGCGAGAACGCGUCGUCGCAAGAUGACAACAAAUCACAGUACGUAACAGCAAAAGUCAUGGGGGAACAGAGUCCACCUCUACCGAAUAGCACGGCAGUCUGGUAUGAUGGCGUGUAUCCCGAGAUGCUUCAAGAUCAUGUGUCAGAGCCCAAUUUGAAGAGUAAAUUGAGGAUUGGGAUGCUGUGUUCGGAGAUUCUAUGCGUUUGUGUACAAGUAAGGGAAAUUCACCUCGGCCUCUUUGCUGGUUGUGACUGGGGUAAAGUGCAGAGAGGGCGACCGCGAAACCUAAAAUGCAAUUCGAUACAUAUCCAGGACCAGAGAAACGUCAAUAAAUUACUAGAGGUCGUCUUGUUGUGUAGUAAAUUUUGUACUUCUACUUCCACUAGCCUUCAGACAGGAUGCGAUGUGCGUGUGGGCGAUUUUUCUGUCUCCGAAUCACUGUCAUCACCUCGAGAACAGGCGCUAAAGCGUAUGCUAGGACAUUGGCAAUCACACGAUGCACAUCCACGUGAGACUGGUGAAGCACUCUUGCACUUUCGUGCAUUAAUUGAUGGGCCAACUACAGCAAUCAAGGUGAAACUACUGCCGCUUCGGUGUUGUCUAGAUGCCGAAGUUAUCAAUUUCCUCACUAGUGUUUUUAGUGAGGUGAAGUUUCAGAGUAAAGAUGGGUCCCCAUUGGUCAGGUUUCCGUGCCUGGAGCCACGGCCAGCAAAACAUGAGUGUCAUCUUGUUCUUGACGUAGCACCACUCUCCCUGAAGCUCGACUACAGCCCUAGGCAGAUAAGUGUGACGCGGCUGUGCUCUGACUCCCUAGAUGAUAUGUUCCAGAUGUUCACUCUCGAGCGAGUCGAGGUCACAACAAGGCCCUGCCGUAUAGUCUCAAAUGCACUGGCAUCUGCAUUGCACCGUCUUUGGCGUGUUUGGUCGCAUGAGCUGUCUAGUGAACAAUUUUACAGAUUUAUCCAAGGCGCUUCCAUCAUUCGUCCAAUCCAUGUCAUCGGCAGGUCAAUAUCUCGCGCAAUUCACCACACGCUCGUGAUCAAAACUCGGCCUCACCAGUGGCCUGUGUUCAGGCACGAGUUAGCCAAAUGUAGCCGAGUUCUUGUGUGCGAGUCUGUUCGCGUGGGCCGAUCUCUUGUCUCACAUCUUACUACUGCCCUCAAUGAUAUAGCCAACAGACUUGAUGGCCACGAUAGUAGCUCCUCUCUUGCCUGGAAUGCUCGUGGGACCACAAAUGAUGUACGUGCUCAUCACUUUGAAGAUGCGCGCAAUGCAAUUGUCAACGGGUUAGAAGAUGCACAUCAAGCAUGUGUUGCUGCCUUAUCUCGAUCGUCGCCCCAUCAACUUGUAACGGUGGUGCCUGUCGUAGUCCUCCGUCCCACUGUUGGUCUAACCCGAGCCACUACUGCCCUUCUCCUUAGCCUCGAGAAAACUUUAGAUAUUGACGGGGAGUCGGACAUCCCCCUGAAACAAGGAGGCAGCUUGCAAUUCUAGCUUGUAAUAUAUACUGCACUUGCAAAUUACGCAGAGACACUACUAGUUGCUUCCGGUGCAAACAUUUUUACUACUUGUAGUAGUA
Messenger RNA from Pelagomonas calceolata, 4672 nucleotides. The record is from the annotation of a GenBank genome assembly. NCBI's taxonomy places the organism in Eukaryota, Pelagophyceae, Pelagomonadales, Pelagomonadaceae.